AUGAGCAAAUCAGGAGUUGCUGUCGCGCCAGAAUGCAUUACCGCCUUCGACGACCUUAAACUCAGCAAGAAGAUCAAAUACAUCAUUUUCAAGAUCAGCGAUGACUACAAAGAAAUCGUGGUCGAGGAUACCUCCUCAGAAGCUGACUGGGACAAAUUUCAGGAGAAGCUGCUGAAUGCGAAGAGCUCUCAUAGAGGCAAGGAGGGAAAAGGUCCGAGAUACGCUAUCUAUGAUCUCCAGUAUGAGCUUGAGGGUGGGGAGGGCACAAGAAACAAGAUUGUCUUCAUUUCGUGGUCUCCAGAUGAGGGCGCCCUGGUGAUGCCCAAGAUGACAUACGCAUCUUCAAAAGAAUCGCUCAAGAACGCCCUUACUGGCAUUGCCGUCGAAAUCCAAGCCAACAGAGAUGACGAGAUCGAGUAUGCAACGGUCCUGAAAGACGUGCAGAAGGGCAAGCGCUAG
Bacidia gigantensis is the source of this 459-nucleotide messenger RNA. RefSeq lists its product as uncharacterized. The record is from RefSeq and is a predicted model, not a curated record. NCBI's taxonomy places the organism in Eukaryota, Fungi, Ascomycota, Lecanoromycetes, Lecanorales, Ramalinaceae. Gene Ontology annotation, molecular function: actin filament binding. Gene Ontology annotation, biological process: actin filament depolymerization; cell motility; actin filament severing. The coding region runs from base 1 to 459 and encodes 152 amino acids. Gene Ontology annotation, cellular component: actin cortical patch; cytoplasm; actin cytoskeleton. The transcript has 5 exons.